Strigops habroptila (Kakapo) is the source of this 1191-nucleotide messenger RNA. Its product is annotated as loricrin-like. Bases 1 to 1191 code for a protein of 396 amino acids. The transcript has a single exon. Lineage: Eukaryota; Metazoa; Chordata; Aves; Psittaciformes; Psittacidae. The record is from RefSeq and is a predicted model, not a curated record.
AUGUCCUUCCAGUCCAGUGGGUGCUACAGCGGUGGCUCCUCCUGCUGUGAGGGCUCAGGAAGCUACGACGGUGGCAAGAUCAUUGUCAGCUCUGGAGGUGGAGGAGGUGGAUCCUGCUGCAGUGGGGGCGCCUCAGGCUACAGCAUGGGAGGAGGCUACCGUGGUGGAUCCAGUGGGGGAUCUGGCCAGAAGAUUAUUGUUAGCUCAGGUGGGGGAGGAGGAGGCUGCAGUGGGGGAUCCAGUGGUGGGUUUUCAGGGGGCAAGAUCAUCAUUGGAGGUGGAGGUGGUGGAGGAUCCUCUGGAUGCUGCAGUGGAGGAUCCAGCUAUGGCAUGGGAGGAGGAUCCAGUGGUGGGUAUUCAGGAUCAAAGAGCAUCAUUGGAGGGGGAGGUAGUGGAGGAUACUCUGGAGGCUGUAGUGGAGGAUCCAGUGGUGGGUAUUCAGGAUCAAAGAGCAUCAUUGGAGGUGGAGGUAGUGGGGGAUACUCUGGAGGCUGUAGUGGAGGAUCCAGUGGUGGGUAUUCAGGAUCAAAGAGCAUCAUUGGAGGUGGAGGUAGUGGGGGAUACUCUGGAGGCUGUAGUGGAGGAUCCAGUGGUGGGUAUUCAGGAUCAAAGAGCAUCAUUGGAGGUGGAGGUAGUGGAGGAUACUCUGGAGGCUGUAGUGGAGGACCCAGUGGUGGGUAUUCAGGAUCAAAGAGCAUCAUUGGAGGGGGAGGUAGUGGAGGAUACUCUGGAGGCUGUAGUGGAGGACCCAGUGGUGGGUAUUCAGGAUCAAAGAGCAUCAUUGGAGGUGGAGGUAGUGGAGGAUACUCUGGAGGCUGUAGUGGGGGAUCCAGUGGUGGGUAUUCAGGGUCAAAGAGCAUCAUUGGAGGUGGAGGUAGUGGAGGAUACUCUGGAUGCUGCAGUGGGGGCUCCUUAAGCUACGGCAUGGGAGGAGGCUACAGUGGUGGAUCUAGUGGGGGAUCUGGCCAGAAGAUCAUUAUCAGCUCAGGUGGUGGAGGAGGAGGUUCAUCUGGAUGCUGCAGUGGAGGAUACAGUGGCGGUUCCUCAGGCCAGACAAUCGUCAUCAGCUCUGGAGGUGGCAGAGGAGGGUCCUACCAGUCUUCGCAGCAGAAAUGCCCUAUUGUCAUUCCUCACAUUGUGUCCCAUCAGACCAAGCAGGUCUGCCACUGGCCCCCCCGCUACCACAAGUAA